This is a messenger RNA of Medioppia subpectinata, 2036 nucleotides long. The record is from the annotation of a GenBank genome assembly. NCBI's taxonomy places the organism in Eukaryota, Metazoa, Arthropoda, Arachnida, Sarcoptiformes, Oppiidae.
AGACUCACGGUAUGAUUCAAAACUAUAUGUAUGACAAUCAGACCGGCGAUCACUUUUUAAUGGGUCCGCACCCAAACGCCUCACACACUCAUUGGUGGACACAGAGUGAGCCGCUGUGGAUAACAGCCGAGAAACAGGGAAUUAAGACCGCUAUGUAUUUAUGGGACGGAUGUCAAGUGGCAUUCAAUGGCAUCGAAGUUACCCAUUGUGUUGAAUAUCAUACGGUCUCCGAAGACCAAAGCAAAGCAGAUGACGAAACCCGAAAUUAUAGUCAGAAAAUUUUAGACGAUUUUGCGGACGAUAAAUAUGGGCUCGUAUUUCUGUACCACGAAAUGGUCGAUCACAUCGGUCAUGCCUUUGGACCCAAUUCUCCAAACAUUAGAGAAGCCAUUAAAGGAAUCGAUGAAAUUCUUUACGAUUUAUACAAUUCGUUAGCGAAGAGAAAGUUAGACAAAGAAGUGAAUGUUGUCAUCGUUUCCGAUCACGGAAUGACACAACUCGACGAUUUCAAACCAAUUGUUUUGGAAGACCGUGUUGAUUUUAAUAACAUCGAGGUAUUUCUUGGGGGAGGUUCUGGAGCACAGAUUACACCCAAAGCCGACAAACUAGAUGAGGUCUAUAAGCAGUUACGUAGAGUGAAAGGCAUUAAAGUGUAUAAAAGAGAUGACAUUCCCAAACAAUUUCAUUAUAAACACAAUUCAUUAGUGUUGCCUAUUUUGGUGACCGUUGAUAUCGGUUAUACUCUUCGAGCCCCUAGAAUUGAAGGAGUGGUAUAUCCUGCAAACCAACCACAGAAAAAGCCAAGGGGUGGUAAUCACGGCUAUGACAUUAACGACAUUGAUAUGAGAGGCAUUAUGUAUGGUUUUGGACCCGCUUUUAAGAAGAAUUUUAUGGCACAACCAUUAGAAAUGGUCGAUCACUACAACCUAUUCUGUCAUUUAUUGGGUAUUAAUCCCAUCCCUAAUAACGGAACCGAUAGUAAAGUGCGAGAAAUGCUUGUAAGCAACAUCGAAAAUGAUAUAAACGUUAGAUUCAAACGGAAUCCGAUUGAAGAGGAAGACGAAGGCGACGACAAAAUUGACGAUAAGAGCAAUGAAUCUGAAGACAAGUCAACGCCGGAAGUGACCGACAAUACGACUACAGAAGAGCCAAACGGUGGCGAAGAGAGCGAUGAAUACGACUCUCCUGAAGAGCAGACGCCAGAUGUGCCUCAAGAAGGCGUCAAACUGUUGAUUAUAUUAGUCGAUGGUUUUCGCUGGGAUUACGUCUCGCGGGAUAAGUCACUGAAAGGGUUUCGGCGAAUCGCGACGAACGGUGUUUCGGCCGAAUACGUCAAACCCAUAUUUCCGGCCAACUCUUACCCCAACUGGUACUCAAUAGUGACCGGUCUGUACGGCGAGAGUCACGGAAUGAUUCAAAACUAUAUGUACGACCAAACGCGGGACGAUGUCUUCGCGAUGGCUCCGCAUCCAAACGCAUCACAUAAUCACUGGUGGAAUCAAACGGAACCACUUUGGGUGACGGCCGAAAAGAAUGGCAUCAAAUCAGCCGUAUAUUUAUGGGACGGAUGCCAAGUAAGGAUUGGGGGCAUAAAGCCAUACGUGUGUCACAAAUACAAAGCUCUAUACGAUUCCGACGACGCAAACAAUGAAACUCGGAUUUAUAUAAAAAAUAUUUUGGACGACUUUUCCAAUGAUAAAUAUAGACUCGCUUUACUGUAUUACGAGUUUGUGGAUCACACCGGUAUGUCUUGGCCUUUAAAUAUAUUAUGUCACGCCUACGGCCCCCGAUCUCGCAAAACUCGGAAAGCCAUUCGAGACGUCGAUCGCAUGAUUGAUGAGUUGUACGACUCGAUCGAAGACAGAAAGAUAGACAAUGACGUGAAUGUAGUGAUUGUCUCCGAUCACGGGAUGAUUGGCAAAGAGGGCUCACAAGUCAUUCACAUGAAAGACAUUCUCGAUUUUAAUGACAUCGAGCUAUUCCUCGGCGAGGGAUCCGUUUCGCAGAUAUUACCCGAAGAGGGCAAAGAGGAAGAG